Aspergillus puulaauensis is the source of this 1185-nucleotide messenger RNA. It is a transcript of the gene APA2, whose product is annotated as putative bis(5'-nucleosyl)-tetraphosphatase. Gene Ontology annotation, biological process: nucleotide metabolic process. The record is from RefSeq and is a predicted model, not a curated record. Lineage: Eukaryota; Fungi; Ascomycota; Eurotiomycetes; Eurotiales; Aspergillaceae. Gene Ontology annotation, molecular function: ATP:ADP adenylyltransferase activity; ATP binding. The transcript is spliced from 2 exons. Bases 1 to 1185 code for a protein of 394 amino acids.
AUGUUGGCCUCAGGCGCCGCUCAAGUAUACCGUAGGAAUCGACGGUUGCCGCCCGCAUCCCCCGCAUUUGUUGGUCCCCCCCGUCUCAUCUGUCCUGUCUUCUCCAAUUCUCAAACCCAACUCUUCCAACGAGGAAUCUGCAUGAUGCAGCUUGGGUUGACCGAGAGUCUUCCGGCUCUCGUGGCAAAGCGAUUUGCUGCUGCCAAAGACGCUGGCCACUUGAUUUUCUCCCAGACUCAUCUUGAAAUUCUACGCCCUGGCGGCAUCCCUUAUCAACUCCGAUACUGCCCUGCUCUUGCCAACAAGCCGACCGGAAAGCCCAAAGCGGACGAGGGAAACAACAAGAAACGAUUCGACCCCUUCGAGAACCCAUCCCCAGACCUUCUGAUCGCACACUUUCCGAGAGAAAACCCGACACAUUUUCUCGUAUUGAAUAAGUUCCCGGUCAUCCCGAAUCAUUUCAUUCUCGCAACGACUGCCUGGCGGGAACAAACGGAUAUACUUGAGAAGGAAGAUUUGGCGGCGGCGUAUGCCUGCGUUAAGGCAUGGAGCGAUGACAGCCAAACGGACGGCACGAAACCCAGAAGGUUAUUCGCAUUUUUCAACUCCGGGUACGAAAGCGGUGCAAGCCAGCCACAUAGACAUCUGCAGUUCCUACCUGUGGAGUCAAUGUCUCAAGAUGACGAGACUGGGACAUGGAGGCCGCUAAUCGACACGGUCCCUUCACAACCAGCUUCAUCUGAAUCAGAAUUUCGACGGAUAUCCUGGCUCCCACUUGCCAAUUUUGCUCUCCCCUUGCCCCCGAAUGCUUCUGCCGAGAGUCUCCACGAAAUAUAUGUGUCUCUGUACAAGGCCGCCGCAGUGGCAGCAGGUGUCCCCCGAAAUGAAGUGCGGUCGAGCACCGGGCCUGCGGCCGUUAGUUACAACCUUGCAAUGACAGAAUCCACGAUGAUGAUCUGUCCGCGGAAGAGCGUCAGCGCCGUGGUAGAGGUCGAUGACGCAGUGCGCAAGGACAUCCACGAAGCGGGAGUUGUUGAGCUUAAUGGGACGCUCCUUGGUGGAACGAUGAUGGUGAAAGCUGAAGCAGAAUGGAGUGAGUUGCGCCGGAGCUCGGAUGGUCUCAUGAAGGUGCUUGGUUCCAUUGGGUAUCCCCAGCCGGACAUAAGAGAAGUCGCCCUGUUAUGA